AUGGCUGCUUCGUCGAAGAAAUCUGGGGAAGUCGAGCCCACAGCGAGCCGGCGGCAUCCGCUUCAGCGAUUUGACUCUCCAUCCAAAGGAUUUUCGGGCGCAUUGCACGUUGCUGGUCUGAUUAGCUUCUACAGUUCCUUCAAGUUCUUAAUUGAUAACCCAAAUGUCUUUAACUCCUCCUUCGGCUGGCACCUUCAAUUCCUAACCAUAAUCGGCCUCUCGCUUUCAACCCUAACCUUCCUCUUCGGCCUCAUCGCAGACCUAACCUCCACCGCCCUCUCCGCCUCCUCCACGCUCCCGUCAAACCCGCCUGCCGUCGCCCUCUCAGACCACCUGUUCCGGCUAAAGAACUACCUCGCGCUGGUGGCAGCGCCGAUUGAAGCCACCAUCAGCAUUCUGUACUGGACGUUGAAGGCUAUUGAUGGGAAGCUUUUGGUGCAACCUGAUAUCCCGCUACCACCAGCAAUCUACGACAUAGGAUUCCAUCUCGUCCCUGCUGUAGUCCUGGCCUUAGAUUACAUCCUGCUUUCUCCGCCAUGGCCUACCACGCCAAUGAAUGAGUCUGCGCCUAUGAUCACACUCGCUCUCUCCACCAUCACUGCAUUUACAUAUUGGAUCUGGAUCGAAAUCUGCUUUUUGCAGAAUGGUUUCUACCCUUACCCCAUUUUUGCGAUGCUCACGACGAAUCAGCGGAUUGGGUUGUUUGUUGUGAGUGGCGUGAUUAUGUGGGUGGUAGGUGGGUUGUUGAGGGUGCUGUAUGCGAGGAUUAAUGGUUAUGAGAGUGUGGAGCAUCUGGAGAAGGUACGACGGAAUAAGGUCAUGGGCGGUAGUGGGAAGUGGGAGUAA
This is a messenger RNA of Alternaria incomplexa, 846 nucleotides long. RefSeq lists its product as uncharacterized. NCBI's taxonomy places the organism in Eukaryota, Fungi, Ascomycota, Dothideomycetes, Pleosporales, Pleosporaceae. Bases 1 to 846 code for a protein of 281 amino acids. The record is from RefSeq and is a predicted model, not a curated record. The transcript has 6 exons. Gene Ontology annotation, cellular component: endomembrane system; membrane.